This is a messenger RNA of Punica granatum (pomegranate), 2862 nucleotides long. The record is from RefSeq and is a predicted model, not a curated record. NCBI's taxonomy places the organism in Eukaryota, Viridiplantae, Streptophyta, Magnoliopsida, Myrtales, Lythraceae.
AAGUGUCCACGAGCUCCUGCGUCCGGUCGUCGUCUUCUUCUUCUUCUUCAGCGAAGAGAUCAAAGCUUUCAAUCGACAAUGGCGCUAGACGACGACAGAGAAAUCCAAGCACUGCCUUCUUCCUUAUUCCUUCCGGUUCCAUCUCCAAUGCUACCGAUUCCCAGAUUCAGUCGCGGGAAGGAUGGAGUCCUCGAGCUCCACCACCAGGUUCAAGUUCAGAGAUCACCAGGAUAUGGAUGCUUCCGCCCUCUCCGACGCCAGCUCCGUCAUAUCCUCCCUCUCCAGCGACCCCCUCGACAUCGGAGAUGACGAUGACGACUACGACGGGGCGGAUGACUCCGACCUCCAGUCCAUGACCGCCACGGGGAUCAAGCAUCUCUGCUCGGAGCUGCUUGAGCUGAAGGCGGCGUCAGAUGAGGAGUUCCAGGAGAACAUCUUUGCUAAUUACUCAGCAUUUGUAAGGAUAUUUGAGGAAGUGGAAGGGAUAGAAAAUGAACUCAUGAAGCUUAAGAAUCACGUUUCGAAUCAAAAGAAAUUUGUAAAGGAACUUGUUGAUGGCAUAUACGUGAAGCUGAUAGUCGAGGAGGCUGAGGAAUCAGUUAUUGAAGAUUCAGUAUCUGAUGAACUAAACUCACCAAGCAAACUCAAGGCUCAUAUCAAUUAUGUCUCGGAGACUCUUGACACGCUCUUAUCUGAAAACAGAUUCGAUGAAGCUCUUGAUAUUGUAGAAAUAGAAGAUGAAAAUCUUGAGAGGCUGCAGCGCAGAAAAGGUUCAUCAGCCGGUUCUUUGAAGUUGUAUAAUUCAGUAAUCGUUGAGGGGACGAGCGUACUCAUGCUGAAGCUCAGAGUGGUGGCUGAGAACCCACGAACAGCUGCAGCAGAGCUUCAGCAGGCACUUUCUCGCAUUUGUAGGCUCGGCAAUGGCCAUCUCGCUACAGAUUUAUUGCUGAAGUAUUACAACUUUCGUAUAGAAGCUGGAAUUCAUAGUUUACGGAGUUUGAAGUCAUUUCCUUGGGGAGUAUACAUAAGAGAGCUCUCAAAGUUUGUGUUUUCGAUGAUUUCUCAAGCAGCAAGGAGCUUUGUGAUGCUGCACGGAGAAACUUCCCCGUAUACUUCAGAACUCAUCCAAUGGGCCCAGAAGGAAACUGAAGCGUUUACUUCUAGUUUUGGUGCAUACAUCAGGUCAAUCUCAGAAUUAAGUGGGGGGCUGUGCACUGUGGUACAGUCUCUGCAGUUUGCCGUUUCAUUUUGCUCCCUAUUAGAAGCUCAAAAAUUAGUAUUGACGCCAUACUUAAUCCAGCAAAUACAUCCCUGCAUGGAGGAGGCUUUGGAUACAUAUAUAGAGCAUUUUAAGAAAGUGGUUGCCAUCUUCACAGCAAGUGAUUCUUGGAUUUUGGGCAAAUAUCUUGUGUCCGGAAUAUUGGUAGAGAGCUGUACGUCCGUGUUUGUCAGUGAUCGAACAGAGUAUUGCUUGCUCACUAACAGUGGUCGGAAGUUGAUGACCCUGUUACAGGCUAUUGCUCAAGAUGUUUCACCUUUAGCUGCCCAUGAAAUGGAAAGUUCUACAAUCAAAUGCCUAACCGAUCUUUUCAUGGAAUAUAUAUCAUCUACUGAAAAGGUUAUAAAUGGUGACACAGGCCAUCUUGACAGAGGGAAAGAUGAUCGUACAGUCAGUUCUAUGGAAACACUGAUGAAUCAUAUCUCCAUUCUAUUCAAUUUGUUAACGCUGGAGUGUUUGUUCUCAAGAAUUAUUAGAAGCAUCUUAAAUUGCAAGAGCCAGAGAGAUAGCUCAAACAUGGAUGAGCACGAUGUGCUUGAUAAUUCUUUCUUGUCUAUUCAAGAGGCACUCGGUAGAGUUAGAUCCUGCUUCUGCCAGCAGUACAUAAGUAGAAUAAUGUCCAACCAGAACCGCCGCAGAAUUAGUUCGAAAGCUUCCUCUGGUGAUCCAAGUGAUUCUGUUGUAUCUCAUGAUGCGGGGCCAUCAAUUCCCUUGCAGGUGUUCUUCUUGGAACUCAGGAAAAUCCGAGAACUUGCUGAAGAGGUAGUUGAGGUUAGUUGGAUGAGGGAGCUGUUGAAGGAUGUGAUAGAGGCCAUCUUUGAUUGGAUUACGGGCAAUCAAGUGAUCUCAACUCCUCAUGAAGAGAAAUUGACUCUCCAACAUUUUGAACCUACUCAAGAUCAGUUUAUUUUGGACGUGCAAUUUCUUGUUGAAAUUGCAAAGCACGGAGAAUACUUCUCGGAGAACCCCUUUGCACUUGAGAAGCUCAGAGAAUCUUCUUUUCUUUCUGUUGGAUUGGAUCCUGAAAGGGACACAAAUGAAGAUGAUUGGGCUAUAAUUGCUGCCGGAGAAGCAAUAGAGAAGCUGCUGCAGAUAGAGGAAGAGGAGGUGUCUAGAUCUGAACCAGGUGGUGCUGUCGAAGGAGAAAUCGAACCUUUUAAACACAAAUCAGUUCAAGAUGAUUGCUUAAGCUCUAGGGAAGAUUCUACCGGAUCAGAUGAAUGUGCAGGAGGUAGAGAUGCAUCGUUGGUGAUCAGAACUGCUGAUGCCUUCUAUGUGCCCGACACAGAAGCCGACGCUGCUGGUGACCUUGACCAUCCCAGUGAAGAGGGAAUACACGGGGGCGAGGGGAGCUCGAGAAUGCCUGGUCGGGAGUUAUUUGAUACGGAGCUGACAGGAGAGGCGGCUGUCAAAGAUCAAGGCGAAAACGAAGUUCUUCUUGACUGAAUAUGGGAUUGAUCUCCGUGAGAGACCAAGAACUGCAGGAAUUGUUAGUUGUAGGCCGGUUUGUGUCUAGGAGUAAUAUUUUCACAUGACAGAUGGUUCAUUUUCGAGUUUAAUAAAAAAUUUCCGAUGUUUUGGCA